This is a messenger RNA of Anopheles maculipalpis, 1681 nucleotides long. RefSeq names its product ubiquitin carboxyl-terminal hydrolase 14 (gene Usp14). Lineage: Eukaryota; Metazoa; Arthropoda; Insecta; Diptera; Culicidae. The transcript is spliced from 8 exons. Gene Ontology annotation, molecular function: cysteine-type deubiquitinase activity; proteasome binding; protein binding. The record is from RefSeq and is a predicted model, not a curated record. The coding region runs from base 149 to 1681 and encodes 510 amino acids. Gene Ontology annotation, biological process: proteasome-mediated ubiquitin-dependent protein catabolic process; protein deubiquitination; regulation of proteasomal protein catabolic process.
UGUCUUUGUCAUUAAAAUCCAGUUUGCCAUCGUAGGUUCCAAAGCAGAACACAGUUGGAUUUGUUUGUGCUAUAAUCGCGUCUCCAUUUCGGAACAAAUAUUCGUCACUACCGUUGGCGUAUAUCUAGGAAUCGAAAUUAUUAGUAAAAUGCCUUCGUUUACGGUGAAUGUAAAGUGGGGAAAGGAAAGUUUUAAAGAUGUGGAAGUCAACACGGACGAAGAACCGAUGCUGUUCAAGGCACAACUGUAUGCGCUGACCGGUGUACAGCCGGAUCGACAGAAGGUGCUUUGUAAAGGAAUUAGUCUGAAGGAUGACGAAUGGAACAUGCCGAUUAAGACAGGUGCCACGCUGCUGUUACUCGGUACGAGGGAAGAAGUUCCCCAGGAACCAGUGGAAAAACCGAAAUUUAUUGAAGACAUGAACGAAAAUGAAAUAGCGACAGCUUUCGAUACUCCGGCUGGUUUGGUGAAUCUGGGCAAUACGUGCUACAUGAACGCGACGCUCCAAUGUCUACGGUCGGUGCGUGAACUGCGUGAAGCAUUGAAGGAUUAUAAGGAAGAUUCCAGCGGUGCAUCUGGACUGGCCGGGUUGGCUUCCCCGCAUGCCAUCACCAUGUCAAUGAAGAGCUUGUUCGAGGAUAUGGAACGUAGAAAUGAUUCGAUCACACCGGUACUGUUCCUGCAACGGUUUCAUGCUGCAUUUCCGAGCUUUUCGCAAACCGGUGAGAAUGGGACGUACCGCCAGCAGGACGCAAACGAGUACUGGUCCGAACUGCUGAAGAUGCUGCAGCAGAAGCUACCGGCACAGAAACUUACGACCGAGCAGGGUGUAAAACACAGCUCAUUCAUCGAUCAAUGGUUCGGUGGUACGUUUGACGUGCAAAUGAAGUGUACCGAGGCCGAAGAUGAGCCCGUUAGCAAAUCGAAAGAAAACUUCCUGCAACUAAGCUGUUUCAUUUCCACCGAGGUGAAGUACAUGCACUCGGGAUUGCGAUUGAGACUUAAAGAACAAUUAACCAAAAUGUCCCCAUCGCUCGGUCGUGAUGCUGUCUAUUCCAGAACGUCGCUCAUUAGUCGUUUGCCGGCCUAUCUGACGGUGCAGUUCGUACGAUUUCAGUACAAGGGCAAGGAGGGCAUCAACGCGAAGGUACUGAAGGACAUCAAGUUCCCGAUCGAGUUCGAUGCGUACGAACUUUGCACUCCGGAACUGCAGGAAAAGCUGGCCCCGGUGCGUGCCAAAUUCAACGAGGUAUCGAACGCAGAAGUCGAACGUACCCUAAAAGGCAAGAACAAAUCCAAGGCCGAACUAGAAAAGGAAAAGCCCAAAACAAUUCCCCAACCGUACUGCUUUGAAGAUGAUCUCGGUAGUAACAACAGCGGAUACUAUACAUUGCAGGCUGUGCUAACGCAUCAAGGACGAUCGAGCUCGUCCGGACAUUACGUGGGGUGGGUGCGGCAUAAGGACGAUCAGUGGAUCAUGUUCAACGAUGAUCACGUGUCCCCGGUGGACCAGGAAUCAAUCCUAAAGCUGUCCGGCGGUGGCGACUGGCACUGUGCCUAUGUGCUGCUGUAUGGCCCAAAGGUGCUGGAGCUUCCGGUGGAAAUGGCGGACAAAGAGGCAGGUGGCGAUCAACAGCAGCAAGGGACGGCUACUACGGGCGAAAACAUGACCGUUGACUAA